Molecule: messenger RNA, 1328 nt
Organism: Stylophora pistillata
Lineage: Eukaryota; Metazoa; Cnidaria; Anthozoa; Scleractinia; Pocilloporidae
Product: transmembrane protease serine 9-like
Biological process (GO): proteolysis
Molecular function (GO): serine-type endopeptidase activity
Source: RefSeq, a predicted model, not a curated record
ACAAAUUUUUCAUUGGAUUUAGAGUUCGUGUUCCCUCCAGAAACAUGGCGUCAAAGGUCUGGCUUAUUGCAUUUCUAUCGCUAAUGACCUUCAUCGAUUUAACAGGAGCCCAAGAGGGACCAGAAAUUGAAACCCCUGAAAACGAAGUGGAAACUCCUGAAUUCGAAGCUCCAGAGAAUAACUCAUCAUUGUCACCAUUUUUAAAAUUACCGGCAUGCGGUUUCCGCCCUACUAAAUCCCUCGUGAUUGGUGGUCUGAACGCCACGCCCAACUCAUGGCCAUGGAUGAUUUCACUCAAAAGAAGAGGAGCUCAUCAUUGUGGUGGUUCACUGAUCAGAACCAACUGGGUUCUUACUGCCGCUCACUGCCUAUUUGAACGGACGCCAAGUGUGUACACGGUUGUUGUUGGUGCACAUUCCUUAUCCGGUUCGACGCCUGUUCAAGAAACAUUCAGAGUCAAAAGGCUUAUAACACAUCCGAAGUUUAGCUGGGACACGUCAAAAAAUGACAUCGCACUUUUGGAGUUAGAUCGCAAUGUCACGAAGAGCCUCAGGGUAAAUCUGGUCUGCUUGCCCCAACAGGGAUCUAGAAUUCCACCAGGAACACGAUGUACUAUCACCGGCUGGGGAUUCACCCGUGCGUUUGGACCUUGGGCCGACAUCCUCCAGCAAGCCGACCUGCCUGUUGCUAGUCACAGUGACUGCGUAAAACGUAACAGUGCCUUUCCUUUGACAUUUCCUGUCGAUAAGAGGUCGAUGUUGUGCGCUGGAGGUCACGGAGACAUUGGUGGUUGCUCGGGGGACAGUGGCGGACCUUUUUCUUGUCUUGAAGGAACCCGCUGGGUCUUGAGAGGGGUCACGAGUUGGAGGCCCACGCAGUGCCAAACCGAUUCCUACACGGUGUUUGCCCGGGUUAGCAGUUUGAUUAAUUGGAUCAAUCAGAAUAUAUCAGGGUGAUGCCAUUCCAUAAAUUUUUUGUCAAUGCAGUUUCCUUAAGAGCAGAAAAAGGGAACUAUUCUCUAGACAUUAUGCUCAAUAACAGUGUUAAUUUAACUGAAAAGGAUGGAAGAGGUUUUAGUUGAAUAAAGAUAUUUGUAAGUAAAAGUUCACCUAAUUUUCUUUAUUACCAGUUUAACAAUAUACAUGAAAUCAUUUUGCGAUUCUGAUUUUCCAAGUGAUCCAGAUGUUUAAAAAGGUAAUUCUUGAUACAUUUAUGAACAUGUUUUCCUGAAACUUUUACACAAAAACCCAUUAAACGCACUUUAAGUAACAUAAAAAUUCAUGCUGUUCUUCACAAUGGAAUAAAAUAAAGUUGAUAAUUUUCACACA